GCUCCGCAACCACUGAAACCAUGGUCUGGGGUACGCAGUGCCAAGGAACACGGACCAAUAUCUUAUCAAGUAGAUAUGAUAAUACCUGGUUCAAAGCCAGAGGGGAGCGAAGAUUGCCUAUAUCUUAAUGUAUACACACCAGAUAUAAAACCAUCGUCAUCACUUCCAAUAAUGGUUUUCAUACAUGGAGGAGGGUUUAUGUGCGGCAGUGGCAAUGAUAAUAUAUAUGGACCUGAGUUUCUUGUCAAAGAAAAUGUGGUGCUUGUUACUAUCAAUUAUAGAGUCGACAUUCUAGGCUUUCUUUGCCUUGACACUGAGGAGAUACCCGGUAACGCGGGCAUGAAAGAUCAAGUUGCUGCGCUCAGGUGGAUCAAGAAAAAUAUUAGCAAUUUUGGAGGUGAUCCCGAUAACAUCACCAUUUUUGGAGAAAGCGCUGGAGCAGCUAGUGUUGUAUUCCAUUUGAUAUCGCCUAUGAGUAAAGGAUUAUUUAAAAGAGCUAUUGCUCAAAGUGGUUCUGCCACUUGCUUUUGGGCGCAAAGUUUUGAACCUCGUGAAAGAGCUAUAGCUUUCGCGCGGAAAUUAGGAUUCCAUUCCCAGGACAUCGACGAACUUACGAUGUUUUUCAAAUCUCAACCUAAAGAGAAUCUUGUCCAACUUAAAGCGCACAUAACACUCUCUGAAAAAGCAAAGGAGUCAAAUGAACCGCAGUUAAAUAUUGUCGAUGAAAAGGAAUUCGGUGACAACGAAAGAUUUUUCUACGGAGAUGUCAAUGAUGCUCUACGAAACGGAAUUCAUGAGGGAGUACAAGUUAUAGCGGGCUACUGUGAACACGAAGGACUCAUGGGGUUGUAUGGUGUCGAUAUACAAAAGAUGCUUGAACAGGCAAAUUAUUACAAUGAUUUUCUUGUCCCUAAAGAAAUUGUAAUUAAUUGUCCUUUACGUGAAGUUCUAGAAGUAGGAAGGAUGAUGAAAAACUUUUACUUUGGCAAAAAUAAAGUUUCUAUGGAAAACUUGGAACAAUUAGUCAAGUUCAUCGGAAUGAAUAUGUUUAACUAUCAGAUAGUACAAUUUUCAAAAAUGAUAUGUAAGAAGAACAAAGCAUUGUUUUAUAAAUUUACUUGCACUUCUGAGUUGAAUUUAAUGGGACAUAUUUUCGGCUUCGAAAAGAUUUUAGGCGCAAAACCCGUAGUGUGCCACGGGGACGAUUUGCCCUAUAUAUUCAACAUGAAAAUGUUGCCAAUAAAAGUUGACCAGAAUUCAAAAACUUACAAACUAAUUAACAAUGUCGUGAAACUUUGGACCAAUUUCGCCAAAUUCGGGGACCCAACACCAGACGAUUCUUUAGGAGCACGCUGGCCACCUUAUACUACAUCGGAAGAACAAUAUCUGGACAUUGGUAACGAGUUGGUAGUUAGUUCGUCUCCAGACAAAGAACAGGUCGAAUACUGGGAAAAGCUGUUUGAAGAAUAUUGUCCUUAUUAUUCUUUUUAUGAGUGAAGUUAUGUUUUCACCUCUUUUGUAUGGUCUAACACGGAGAUGCCGUUAAGACAAUUAUACAUUUAUUUAUUUCACAGAUAUAAAUUAAAUUUAUACUUUAUAGUACCUACUGUUGCCAACGGUCUUGCAACUCCUUGCUGUAUUAAUAUGUUGUGUCGCGUAUUGCCUAAAAACAAAAUUCAUAAAGGAAAACAAUUUCACGUGCACGCUAGGGUUGACGCGUCGAGUUUAAUUGAAAACAUAAUCACCACUGGAGUGCCGAAUAUUGCCGACCGAAUAUUGAACCGCUCGGGGUGUCCGGGAAUAUUUAUGUGCAAUCCGGCCUUUUGUGAGGCUUCUUGUGUUUUGAGGUUAAUCGAAAUAGAGCGCGCGAAUUAUUUGAAAAUACUUCCAUUCUCGAGCUUGUUUACAGCAGACCGGAACAGUGUUUUCAUGGCUAAGAUAUGAACUGAAAAUGUUUAUGAAAAAUCAGGUUUUCUAAGAAUUUGUAUGUUUAACUAAAAGUGUCUGUUGUUAUUUGACUGAUAUUGGAUGCAAA
Molecule: messenger RNA, 2035 nt
Organism: Hyposmocoma kahamanoa
Lineage: Eukaryota; Metazoa; Arthropoda; Insecta; Lepidoptera; Cosmopterigidae
Product: cholinesterase 1-like
Exons: 2
Coding region: 76-1497 (473 amino acids)
Molecular function (GO): cholinesterase activity
Source: RefSeq, a predicted model, not a curated record